Molecule: messenger RNA, 1635 nt
Organism: Amphibalanus amphitrite
Lineage: Eukaryota; Metazoa; Arthropoda; Thecostraca; Balanomorpha; Balanidae
Product: protein SYS1 homolog
Exons: 3
Coding region: 223-696 (157 amino acids)
Biological process (GO): protein localization to Golgi apparatus; Golgi to endosome transport; Golgi to plasma membrane protein transport
Cellular component (GO): trans-Golgi network; Golgi membrane
Source: RefSeq, a predicted model, not a curated record
AACCAAGACGUAACAACGGACGUGACCACCAAGGCCCUAUAUACCACGGUCAUUGAAUACUACUAUAUACCGACGUGACUGUGCUAGAGAAUCGCUGUGUUGUAACGAGUAUAGGCUGAUUUUCUGCCGGAAUUUCGAUUAAUAGGUUACCGAAGAUAGAUGUGUCUUAUGCUCGGCUUCAGUGAAGCUGCUUAGCUUGUGGUGGUCCAUACAUUUUCUGUAAUGGGCGGUCAUUUUCGGCACACCAAAUGGGACCCAUUUUUAAUUAUCAGCCAAAUUGUUUGUCUUCAAGCUCUCUACUACUUAGGUCUUGGAAUCUGGCUGAUACUGAUGAAUUUCAUCACUGGUGAUUUAUUAUCCUCAGAUACUGUGUUUAACUACCAGGUUCUCAACCUUUCGGAGGGUCAUGGCAGGAUCAUCUCUACUGCCUAUGUACUGAAUGCACUGUUCAGCGCCCUGGCUCUCUGGUGGGUGGUGCAGCGGACCAAGCUCUGCCUGGACUUCUCCUGCACCACUCUGCUCUACCACGUACUCCUCUGCUGGGCGGUCAGCGGCCGGUGGCCAGCCAGCGCCACCUGGUGGCUCGUGCAGGUCGUUUGUCUGGGCCUGGCCUGCGUGGGAGGUGAGUUCCUCUGCAUGCGAACAGAGCUGGCCGCCAUCCCCGUCGGUUUGGGAGGAGGACGAGUGGACUUGUGACACCGGAGGAGGAGGGGAGCCGCGUGAACACCGCGCUCGUCUCCCCGCGAAGGUCGUCUCUCAGAGAGUAUAGUCUCUCGGUGGGCUUUGUGUCUCCCCUGAGAGGCUGGGGACGGUUCGGUGAGACUGCCGACUCUGGCUCCCAAACCGACUGACUGGUGGGCGACUCGUCGUGUGGUCGUUCAGCCAUCCAGUUAACCGGUGAAAGACGUGCUCCGGACCGGGGCUGCGCUUCAGGUGACAUGAAUCGCGAGAAGUGUGAGUGAGACGUGAGCGCCGACUGUGACAUUUCUACUCGUAAAGCGCUGUGCUGAAUGAGCGUGGCGAUUCGCUGUGCUCGUCAUGGAUACUAUCAUUGAGGGCAUAGUGAAGAGACGAGGACCUGUGAAGGUGAAUAUCGAUACAUGCGUCUCUGAAAAUGGACACGGAGUCGCAGAACUUGUCUCAGGAUCCGUACGUCCUCUGAGCAGACUGUGCUUCGUCUGGAGUUCUUGUCGGGAGACUGUCUAAGACGGAGUUCGGAGUCGCCUGUCACCCCCAGGGUACGUGGUCAUCGUCUCACAGUCUCUCGGGGACCGGAGACUGAACUGUCUCCUUGGGAGCUCGUGUCUUUUCGGUGUUCCGCAGGGGCGCAUAUUGUCAUAAUAUGUCACUGUUCUGUUGUCAACGGCAUCAUUAGUUGCAUGCUCCUGCUAAGUGGUAUUUCAUUGAAAACUCCGGAGCUUUAAAUGAUUGCUUGCUUCUCUUAGCUAUGGAGUCAGGUGUGUUCCAGAGUCGAAUAAGGUAUCAGAUCUGAGUAUACCUACCUUAAUAUGACACAUAUUGACGGGAUAAUUUAUAUUUGUAAUGUAAUCAAUCAGUUAUUGCUUAUUUGAUUACUGUUUCAGAAUGUACACAGUGUCAGUCAUAUUUUUAAUAAAAUACAUUUCGUGAAGAAAA